CCCGCCAAUUCUGAUCUGGCAUCUGCAUGUAGCAUGAGCUCUGGAACAACCACUUUUUAUAUUACUCCCUCAACGUCCUCCUCUGUCGCGUUGUAGACGUUAUUUACCAGUAACAAAUAAAAAUAACAUUCAAUCAAAACGAAAUCGCGGAAAAUAUAUGAGAAAGUGCGUCUGCAGUGACGAGUGUAAAAUCCUUAUUCAAAUUGUCACCUGAAUUCUAUUGACAAUCAUGAGUCUGUGGGUGGAUAAACAUCGUCCCACGAGCCUCUCGAAACUCGAUUAUCAUACAGAACAAGCAGAACACCUAAAAAACAUGGUCCAAAAGGGUGAUUUCCCUCAUCUACUGGUCCAUGGUCCCCCUGGAGCCGGAAAAAAGACGAGGAUAAUGGCGAUUAUUCGAGAAUUGUACGGCAGUGGCGUCGAGCGACUUCGUAUGGAGGCAAUGCAAUUUGAAACCCCAUCGAAGAAGAAAUUGGAGAUCAUGACGAUAAGUUCAAAUUAUCACAUUGAAGUUAAUCCCAGUGAUGUUGGAAUUUAUGACAGAAUUGUUAUUAUGGAUUUGGUUAAAACAACUGCCCAGACACAUCAGAUUGAUAUAAAUGGCCAAAGAGAAUUCAAGGUGGUUUUACUAACUAAUGUCGAUCAACUCACGAAAGAUGCUCAGCACGCACUCCGCAGAACCAUGGAGAAAUACGUAUCAACGUGUAGAUUAAUUCUCUGUGCAAAUUCAACGGCCCGAGUCCUCCCAGCUAUCAGAUCUCGUUGUCUAGCUGUUCGAGUGCCAGCUCCAACGAUUCCAGAGAUAAAAUCCAUACUCCAGUUGGUUGCAAAGAAGGAGGGACUGAAUUUACCUGACGGAUUCGCUGAAAAUGUGGCUAAAGCCAGUGAGAGGAACCUCAGGAGGGCGGUCCUCAUGCUCGAGGCCUGCAAAGUCGAACAGUAUCCCUUCACAAGUGAUCAGAAGAUAACCGAGCCAGACUGGCAGUUGUUCCUCCGCAAAACAGCAACUAUGAUGGUCGCAGAACAAACCCCCAGGAAGCUCCUCGACAUUCGAGGACGGCUCUACGAAUUGCUCACUCACGCCAUUCCCUGCGAUCUUAUAUUCAAAGGAUUACUGCAGGAGUGCAUUAAAAAUUGCGAUCUCCCGUUGAAAUCAGAGAUUGUUGCAGCUGCUGCUGAGUUCGAGCAUAGAAUGCAUCACGGAUCGAAACCCAUAUUUCAUUUAGAGGCCUUUGCCGCGCGGUUCAUGGCAGUUUAUAAAAAAUUCAUGGACACCAGCAUGAGCGAUUUUUGAAGGAUAUAAAUGAUUUUUCCAUUUUGUACCAUUCAACAUAACUCUAAUUUAAAUUUCCCACUUUUUUCCUUUCAGCUUUAUAUGAAUAAAUAAAUACGAUUUUUUAGUUAAA
Messenger RNA from Diachasmimorpha longicaudata, 1406 nucleotides. RefSeq names its product Replication factor C 38kD subunit (gene RfC38). The coding region runs from base 230 to 1294 and encodes 354 amino acids. Gene Ontology annotation, molecular function: ATP hydrolysis activity; DNA binding; DNA clamp loader activity. Gene Ontology annotation, cellular component: DNA replication factor C complex; nucleus. The record is from RefSeq and is a predicted model, not a curated record. Gene Ontology annotation, biological process: DNA repair; DNA-templated DNA replication. The transcript is spliced from 5 exons. Lineage: Eukaryota; Metazoa; Arthropoda; Insecta; Hymenoptera; Braconidae.